AUGGCACCGCAUUCUCCGCCGACAACAAUGGCUUUGAACAUCGUCCACUACAUCGCUCCCAUCGCCACUGCCAUCUAUUUCCUCGCCGCCAAGUCCGCCGCCGCCUGUCUGCUUCAGAAACCGCCCAAACGUUCCAGCAACAACACUCGCCGCUACUUUGCUAUCGUUGUCCAAGUGCUCGCGGCCCUGACGGUUGCCGCCGAAGGCAUCGUCAGUGUGUUGCAGUACUUCCGUCAACCUGGCUGGUAUGCCACCGAGGACUACACCAUCUACCUGGUGCUCCUAUUUGCUAUCCACAACUCCUUCGCACUCGGCCUAUUCGAAACCAAGAAGACUGUGUGGCACCCAUAUCUAGGAUCAUGGCUUCUAGCACUCUGCUUCGACAUCUCCAUCGUCACCCUUCAAGGUCUCCGCGUACCGAGCAAUGGCUUCUCCAAAGCACGCAUGGCUUUCUGCAUCACCCGCGCUGCCUUGCUGACGCUCCUCUCUCUCUCCACGAGCUGGUUCAUCCUUCAAGACCGCCGCCGCAGUAUCAAGCUCGACUCCGAAAGCGAAGCCCUCCUCGCCACUCACGCCAACGGCAACGGCAACACGAACCGCAGGAAGAAGAAGAAAGCUACCGGCCCUGAUCCCUCGCCCGCCGAUAGCCUCUUUCCAAGCGACACCUCCGAGGCGGACGCCGUAGAGACCGAGAAUGUUGGUGAGAACGACAGUGACGACGAUAUCGACUCGGACUCGGAAGAGCCUGAGCGCGACAAAGAACUCAAGGAGCAACAGCGUGCGCGCCUCAAGGCGGCAGGGAGUUGGAUUAACUACCUCAAGGAGUUCAAGAUUUUCAUACCUCUUCUUCUGCCCAAAAAGGACCGCAAAAUUCAGGCCUGCCUCCUUACCAUCGCGGUGUGCAUCAUCGCUCAGCGCGCUCUUAACAUCCUGUUACCGCGGCAGAUGGGUAUCAUCGUGAACGAUUUGACAGCAACCGCUGGUACGGGCCACAUGCCCUGGCGUGAUCUCGGCUUAUGGCUCCUCUUUGCCACGCUGCAGUCUGGCUUUGGAAUCUCCCUUGUCAAGCAAGUCGUUCAACUUCCCGUGCAGCAGUACGGAUACAAAGCCAUCUCGGAAACCGCGUUUCGUCAUAUCAUGGGCCUUUCGAUGGACUUCCAUAACGAGAAGAACUCCGGCGAGCUGAUUCGAGCCAUCCAACAGGGCACAAACCUGCAAGAUCUGGCGUCUUUCAUCUUCUUCACCGUGUUUCCGAUGUUCUUCGACUUGAUCCUGGCCUUCUUCUACGUCACGACGCUCUUCGACAUCUACAUGACCCUCAUCCUCUUCUGCGUCGGCAUUGCAUACGUCUGGGUUGGUGCGAAGGUUACUGCAAUGAGUGUCAAGUCUAGACGGAGAUUCAACACUGCUUGGCGAGAAGAAUCGAAAGUGCAAAACGAAGCAAUUUCGCAGUGGCAGACAGUAUCUCAUUUCAACAGAGGCCAGUACGAAUCGCAGCGAUACAGCAACACGGUGGACAAGUUCAACAAGACCGAGUGGGUGUACUACACUACUUGGUAUCUUGGUGGAGCUGCCCAAAGCUUCAUGAUGACCACAGGACGCUUGUCUGCCUACCUGCUUGCGGCAUACCGAGUUUCACAGGGACGCGCCCCCAUAGGCAACCUCAUCACGCUGAUCCAGUACUGGGGCUCAAUCGAAGGGCCGCUGAGCAGCGUCUCUUUCUCCAUCCGGCGAAUCUCUUCCAUGCUAACGGAUAGCGAACGCAUGCUUCAGCUACUGACGACCAAGCCGAGCGUCGUUGACGCUCCUGAUGCCAGAGAGCUCGAGAUCACGGCAGGUGAGGUCGCCUUCAACCACGUCUCCUUCGCCUACGAUCCGCGACGCCCAACGCUCAAGGAUGUCGACUUCACCGUCAAGCCCGGCCAGACUAUCGCCCUGGUCGGGGAGACGGGUGGCGGCAAGUCGACUGUCCUGAAGCUGCUCUAUCGGUACUACGACGUGUCGAGCGGAUCCAUCUGCAUAGACGGUUCGGACGUGCGCGAAGUGACCCUGGACAGCCUCCGCGACUCCUUCGGGAUGGUGCCUCAAGAUCCAUCCCUCUUCAACGACACGCUGAUGGAGAACAUCCGCUACGCCGACCUCACCGCCAGCGAUCAGGACGUUCUGGAGGCCUGCAAAGCCGCGGCCAUCCACGACAAGAUCAUGUCCUUCCCCGACGGCUACAAGGCCAAGGUGGGCGAGCGCGGCGUCAAGCUCUCCGGUGGAGAACUCCAACGCGUCUCCAUCGCCCGUGCCAUCCUCCGCAAGCCUAAGAUUGUCCUCCUGGAUGAAGCGACCAGCAUGAUAGACGCCGAGACCGAGGCUGUCAUCCAGGAGGCGUUCCGGAAACUCACCGCAUCGCGCACGACGUUCAUCGUGGCGCAUAGACUGUCUACGAUCCAGCAUGCCGAUGUGAUUCUGGUGAUCAACGACGGGCAGAUCGUGGAGAGGGGCACGCACGCAGAGCUGUUCGCUCUGAAUGGGAAGUACGUGUCGCUGUGGUCGAAGCAGUUGAACAAGAACCCAGUAGUUUAG
Molecule: messenger RNA, 2574 nt
Organism: Lecanosticta acicola
Lineage: Eukaryota; Fungi; Ascomycota; Dothideomycetes; Mycosphaerellales; Mycosphaerellaceae
Source: the annotation of a GenBank genome assembly